AUGACUGGACGCGGCAAGGGCGGCAAAGGCCUCGGCAAGGGUGGUGCCAAGCGUCACCGCAAGAUUCUCCGUGACAACAUUCAAGGCAUUACCAAGCCCGCUAUCCGACGUCUUGCCCGCCGUGGUGGUGUCAAGCGUAUCUCUGCCAUGAUAUACGAGGAGACGCGCACUGUCCUUAAGACCUUCCUGGAAGGCGUCAUCAGGGACGCCGUCACAUACACCGAACACGCCAAGAGGAAGACGGUUACAUCACUGGACGUCGUGUAUGCUCUGAAGAGACAGGGUCGUACUCUCUACGGUUUCGGCGGUUAA
Metarhizium robertsii ARSEF 23 is the source of this 312-nucleotide messenger RNA. RefSeq names its product Histone H4. Bases 1 to 312 code for a protein of 103 amino acids. NCBI's taxonomy places the organism in Eukaryota, Fungi, Ascomycota, Sordariomycetes, Hypocreales, Clavicipitaceae. Gene Ontology annotation, molecular function: DNA binding; structural constituent of chromatin; protein heterodimerization activity. The record is from RefSeq and is a predicted model, not a curated record. Gene Ontology annotation, cellular component: nucleosome. The transcript is spliced from 2 exons. Gene Ontology annotation, biological process: nucleosome assembly.